This is a messenger RNA of Gopherus flavomarginatus (Mexican gopher tortoise), 2652 nucleotides long. RefSeq names its product tetraspanin 15 (gene TSPAN15). The transcript has 8 exons. Bases 85 to 972 code for a protein of 295 amino acids. Gene Ontology annotation, cellular component: membrane. Lineage: Eukaryota; Metazoa; Chordata; Testudines; Testudinidae. The record is from RefSeq and is a predicted model, not a curated record.
UCCGCCGCCGGCUGGGUGCCGCUCGCGGGCUGCGCUGCAGGUGGCGGCGGGAGAAGCAGGAAGCGGGCCGGGCCGGGGAGCAGGAUGGCGGCCGGGGACUCGGAGAACAUCCGCUACUGUGCGCGCUUCUCCUACCUCUGCCUCAAGUUCACCCUCAUCACCUACUCCACGCUCUUCUGGUUGAUAGGAGCUCUUGUUCUUGCUGUUGGAAUUUAUGCAGAAAUUGAAAGACAGAAGUAUAAAACCCUUGAAAGUGCCUUUCUAGCCCCAGCAAUUAUUUUAAUACUCUUGGGCAUUGUAAUGUUUCUUGUAUCGUUUGUGGGUGUACUGGCUUCUUUAAGAGACAAUAUAUACCUUCUUCAAGCAUUUAUGUACAUCCUUGGUAUUUGUCUCCUCAUUGAACUGAUCGGUGGAGUUGUGGCACUGAUCUUCAGAAAUAAGACAAUUGACUUUUUAAAUGAUAAUAUCCGAAGAGGAAUUAAGAAUUAUUAUGAUGAUCUGGACUUCAAAAACAUAAUGGAUUUUGUUCAAAAGCAGUUUAAGUGUUGUGGUGGGGAAGAUUUUAAAGACUGGUCACAGAAUAUGUACCAUGAGUGUUCUGCACCAGGGCCAUUAGCCUGUGGAGUGCCCUAUACUUGUUGUAUUACAAAUAAGACAGACAUUAUGAACACUAUGUGUGGAUAUAAAACGAUUGACAGAGAGCACUUGAGUGUUCAAGACAUUAUAUAUGUCCGAGGAUGCACAAAUGCAGUACUCCUUUGGUUCUUAGACAAUUACAGCAUCAUGGCUGGCGCCAUGCUUGGCAUAUUGUUACCUCAGUUCCUUGGAGUGUUGUUAUCUUUACUUUACAUAACUCGCGUAGAGGAUAUCAUUGCUGAAUACAAAGGUAAUGAGAAGCCUUUACACGAAAUACAGCCGAAAUCAGAAACUGAAUCUGCAAGCACAGGUUGCUGUAUGUGUUAUCCUGAGUAAUGUAGCUGCCAUGCAAGACGUCAAGUGCUGUUUAAAAAAAACAAAUCUUGUGUUGUGGUUUGUAUAUAUUUCUGCAGAUCUUAAAGAUCUUGAGCCUAAUUUGUAAACCUUUUUGAUUUUUUAAAAAAAAAAAAGUGUACUUCAAAUCAGAAACUUAACUCUCUCCACCAUGCGUUCUUAACUGCUUUUCCUGUGUAUUUCAGCUUGAGUAUGCUUUGAAUUUUUAAAGGAUCUCUCAGGCUGUGCAUUCUGAGGAAUUUCAUACCCCGGAGAGUGCUAAAUCUCAUGAGAAUUAAAACGUGGGUCAGGUAAUCCAGUGUAUUUUAAAGGAAUGUGGGUUCUCCAAAGGCAGAAGCAUUGCCACCAUAUUAUAGCUUAAUUCAAACAUUUAUUUUGGUGCUUUCCCCAACUCUGCUGCCCCAGGUGGCUGUUCGCCUCUAACACAGGCCCUGUAUCUCCCAUCCUGUCCUCAUUUAUACCUCUAAGGCAGCAAAUGGCCUCCAAGGCUGACACAGGCCAGCUGUGGAUUCAUAGAUUCUAGGACUGGAAGGGACCUCGAGAGGUCAUCGAGUCCAGUCCCCUGCCCUCAUGGCAGGACCAAAUACUGCCUAGACCAUCCCUGAUAGACAUUUAUCUAACCUACUCUUAAAUAUCUCCAGAGAUGGAGAUUCCAUAACCUCCCUAAGCAAUUUAUUCCAGUGUUUAACCACCCUGACAGUUAGGAAGUUUUACCUAAUGUCCAACCUAAACCUCCCUUGCUGCAGUUUAAGCCCAUUGCUUCUUUUUCUAUCCUUAGAGGCUAAGGUGAACAAGUUUUCUCCCUCCUCCUGAUGACACCCUUUUAGGUACCUGAAAACUGCUAUCAUGUCCCCUCUCAGUCUUCUCUUUUCCAAACUAAACAAACCCAAUUUUGUUUUAUGGAUGGUUAAUUGCAGUGUAUAUCUACCCUCAAAGCACAAACCCAGGGGCCUACCCUGCUUGACAGUGGUUGACUGAACAUUUUCUAAUGAUUACUGAAAGAUCUGUGGUGAGGAAUACUUUAUGUUGGGAAAACUCAGAGCUAAAUUUUUUUGAAAGAGCUUUUAUAUUCUAGUUUGACAUAUUUAAAUGUUUGUAUUUUCAUAUUGAUUCCUAAUCAGAAAGGAAACUUUUGUGUCUUUGUAUAUUGAGCUAAAUUGUAAUAUCAAAUACAUAUUUAAUAACUUUUUCAUGCUGGUCCUGACUAGGGCUGCCAGUUUUGGCUGGACAUAGUCCUGGAGGUUUCAUCACAUGACAUAAUCUUUAAUUAAAGAUUAAUCUUUAAUUCCUGGGAAUGCCAGGACAAUCCUGGAGUGUUGGCAACCCUAGUGCCUGAUUUAAUGACAUCAUAUAACUGCAUGUAAUGCAGCACACUUUCAUAGAUGAAUCUUUUGUGCCUUUUAAUAAUGUCGGUAUACACUAAUGUUUGAAUCAGUCAGGUAAUGCUUUGACAAACUUUUUAACGCAGUUUAUUACUAUACAGAUUUUGUAUGAGAGUUAUUGGAUGUUUGGCUAAUUUAAAUCUUGUAAAUAUUGUAUUUUCCCCUCCAAGUAAAUUAACUAGAUUGCCUGUUGAUUUUUGGAGUUGUUCUGAUAUGUGCAGAUAUUUCAAACUGGAUUGUUCUCAUAAACAAUAAAUUUUAUGAUUUGUUUUAAAAAACA